Messenger RNA from Ostertagia ostertagi, 480 nucleotides. Lineage: Eukaryota; Metazoa; Nematoda; Chromadorea; Rhabditida; Trichostrongylidae. The record is from the annotation of a GenBank genome assembly.
CAGCAACUUACGAGUAUAUUUCACAACACAGUUUCCGUUGUGUUUGUGAUCUUAUCCGUACUCUCUUGGGGUUGUGUGUAUGGCUUUAUUACUUUCUAUUGUUUUGCGGCCACCAACGACUACUACAAUUAUGCAAACCCAUCGGUUCGCGCAAAAUUCGGGAAGGACGCUCAUGAACUGUCCUUUUUCUGCAUCUUUACUCACGAAGUGAAGGACGAUAUAACAAUAAUCCAUUGGUCAUCCACUAUAGGUGUUGGGAUAAUAUUUGCUAUGAUGAUAUUCACAUUUGCCGUUAUGGUAAUUUGCGCAAUUAAAAUAUACCGAGCACUGAAGAGAUCUUCCAUGAGUCAAAAAUCGAGGAAGCUGCACACGCGACUGUUGAAGGCACUGAUUAUUCCAGGUGAUUCAUUAAUUCGACAAGUUCUUCCAACCGCUACUUUUUCUCAUGGUUCCUUUCUUCAAAAGCUUCGCUUUAGGCAA